Mesorhabditis belari is the source of this 576-nucleotide messenger RNA. Lineage: Eukaryota; Metazoa; Nematoda; Chromadorea; Rhabditida; Rhabditidae. The record is from the annotation of a GenBank genome assembly.
AUGAUGGUGGAACAUCAUCGGAGAAUUGAUUCUGAUCAAAAAAUGGAACCAAAAAAAGUGGAAUUGGAGGAUGAAACGGGAGAGGAAAGAGCAAAAAGAGUUUGGAAAAUGGCGGAUUGUGUUUGCUUUGACGUGGAUUCGACGGUUUGUCGGGACGAAGCAAUCGAUGAAUUGGCGAAUUUCCUCGGCGUUGGUGAAGCCGUUUCAAAAGCGACAAAAGCGGCAAUGAACGGAAAUACGCGUUUCAGAGAAGCUCUCCGCUCAAGGCUAAACGUGAUGAAACCAUCAAAAGAACAGAUUGAAAAGUUCAAAAUCGAGAAUCCGCCAAAGUUGACACCGGGAAUAGAUAAACUCAUCUCGUCCCUUCACAAUCAUUCCAUUCCAGUCUACUUGGUGUCUGGGGGUUUCCGAAGUCUCAUUGAACCGGUGGCUGAUUGUUUGAAGAUUUCACGCACAAAAAUCUAUGCAAAUGUGCUACUUUUCAACGAGGAUGGAUCGUAUUCGGGGUUUGAUGAAAACGAGUUGACUUCAGAUUCGGGAAGUAAAGAGGUGAAAGAAAAGAAAUGUCUAAUGUUC